AUGCCGAAAGUCACCGUCCACUUCAAGGACGCCCUGGCCUUCCAGGGCGCCAUCGACUCCGCCACAAAGAUUCUAGAGGGCCCAAAGGGACCGCCGCCUAUUGCAAUUGCAUCUACCCCCCCUGUCUACAUAUCGGGCCGCGACCUUACGGAAUCUGAAGUGGGUGAAUUGAAGAGUCUGCCGGGGGUAGAUGCUGUUCCUCAUCAUGGUUAG
Molecule: messenger RNA, 213 nt
Organism: Aspergillus puulaauensis
Lineage: Eukaryota; Fungi; Ascomycota; Eurotiomycetes; Eurotiales; Aspergillaceae
Exons: 4
Coding region: 1-213 (70 amino acids)
Source: RefSeq, a predicted model, not a curated record